Molecule: messenger RNA, 1695 nt
Organism: Penicillium taxi
Lineage: Eukaryota; Fungi; Ascomycota; Eurotiomycetes; Eurotiales; Aspergillaceae
Product: putative MFS transporter
Exons: 4
Coding region: 1-1695 (564 amino acids)
Biological process (GO): transmembrane transport
Cellular component (GO): membrane
Molecular function (GO): transmembrane transporter activity
Source: RefSeq, a predicted model, not a curated record
AUGGCCCCGGAACACUUACAUGAGCUCGACCAGGACCGCGAGGAUGCCCCCUUCCUCGCCCCCGAACCCGCAUCCGCCCCUGUAGCUCGUGAAGCGAAGCCACCUCGCCAGCCAGAGAAAGCCAAUGUCACCGCCAAGCAGAUUAGCUUCCGGUUGAAGCUCGCCCUAUUCUUAAUGAUCCUAGCGGUGGAGGUUGGCUUUGCGUUCCUUGAGGGUCCUAUGGUACGCAUCAUGGAGGACAUUGCCUGUCGCCAGUACUUUGCUAUAGCAGAUCCGACCAAAAUUGAUGCCACUGGCCAGGUGCCGGAGGAUCAAUGCAAGAUUGCCGAAGUACAAGCUGAGCUGGCGGCUGUUAAGGGCUAUCAUAUGUUUUUUGAUGGUUUAUUGAGCGCAAUUCUUGCAUUUCCAUUUGGUCUGCUGGCAGACCGUGUCGGUCGUAGGUCCACGUUGAUUCUUGGCUUACCCGGCUUCGCCGUCAAUGCGAUCAUCACAAUUGUUGUCUUGUGGUUCUCUGAUAUAUUUCCAUUACGUGCAAUCUGGCUGUCUUGUUUGGGCUGGCUGAUUGGCGGUGGUCCCGUUGUUGCGUUCGCAAUCAUCUGGACGAUGAUGGCGGACGUGACAACUGAUUCGGAAAGAGCAACCCUCUUUUUUCAGUUUGCCAUCGUCUCAAUGGGUGCCGACUUUGUGACGAGCGCUUUCAGUUCAUACUUGAUGACCUUGAACCCUUGGAUCCCCUUCCUAGUAGGAUUUGCCAUUGUUUUGGGCGGGCUAGGCUUCAUUUUGGUAUUACCUGAAACGAAGCAUGUUAUGCCACCCCGCUCACCGGAGCCUUCGAAUGUGGAGCUUUCUGAGCUGUCAAAUAUGGAACCUAAAGAUGAUCUUCCCAAGCCCCACUUGCCCGAACCGCACCAUAGCGAAAGCGAUGUGGAGGGCGCUCAGGACCAUGAAAGCCAUAUGACUUGGAGCUAUCCAUCUCGACAGCAUUCAUCCCUGUGGGCCAAAUUCUGUGCUAGUCUCCACUUCUACGUGAAGCCCUACCUCUUCAUCUUGAAUCGAAAGUCGGUGCUGCUUCUGUUAACGGCAUUUUUGGUUUACCGACUCAGCCGUGGCUCGUCAUGGUUUUUGACUCAGUAUAUAUCGACUCGGUACAGCUGGACUCUGGCACAGGCCAAUCUGCUAGUAUCAUGUCGACCCACGAUCUCGAUUCCACUCUUCCUGUUCGUCCUUCCCAUGCUGAAGAAGCAUUAUUUUACUCCACGACAUUCAGCAACACAGAAAGAUCUAUAUCUUGCUCGCGCAAGUAUCUUCUGUCUCACAUUGGGUACGCUUGGAAUAGGACUCUCACCCACCAUCAGCACUCUGAUCCCGAGUAUGAUUGUUCAAGCCUCGGGGUCCGGCUUUGUGUUCCUGACCCGCUCAAUUAUCACUACCCUCGUGGAACGGGAUGAGACAGCACGAUUAUAUACUGUGGUCGAGAUCAUUCAAUCUAUAGGUAAUGUGGUUGCCAGCUUGUCCAUCACCACUGUCUUUCAGCUUGGUCUUCGUCUUGGUGGGUUCUGGAUUGGACUUGCUUGGAUGAUGACAAGUACUUUAUUCUGUAUGGUUGGUGUCUCAAUUUUCUUGUUUCAACUACCCCCAGCUCUACCUACCAGUCCUGAGUUUGUGGUAGGGGAGUUUGAGGAUGAUGAUGUUUGA